Acanthaster planci (crown-of-thorns starfish) is the source of this 5431-nucleotide messenger RNA. RefSeq lists its product as uncharacterized. Lineage: Eukaryota; Metazoa; Echinodermata; Asteroidea; Valvatida; Acanthasteridae. The record is from RefSeq and is a predicted model, not a curated record.
AUAAACUAUCACGCGUUGGAUCCUGAUGAGCCACCUUGAAAACCGAUUUGGUCAGAUUACAACAACGACAUGAGUGCAAAUGCGUUCCUCGUUGAUCCCUGAUCGGCCCGUGAAUAAACGCGUGCUGGAGUUGAAUUUGGACAGUCCUAAAUUCAAGUGGCUGGAAGAGCGCCAAAUCUGGUCGAGAGUACCCUGGGAUUGGGGGUUCACAUUGGACGAUAUAAAUAAAUUACGAUUUGACCGUGGACUAAUGAUACACGUACACCAGUUUGGCGCCAGACCACGUGCACGUGUAGUCUGCGCGUGCACGCGACGCACGGUGCAUCUACGAUAACGUGCGCCACUUAACAAAAUUAAGACACCUAGGCCCACUGGAAGUCAACACAGUUUGUCAUUAAGUGUAUGAAAUCUGCAAAAUCCAUUAAGUUUCCUCGUGUGUAUUUAUGAAGAUCCACACAGCGCGUGUAUUCUUUCUCUCUGUCUCUCAACCAGCCAACCAUAUUCAGCAGCUGAGUAUCGAUGUAGGCCUAUCGGGUUUGGCUCAUGGCAAAUAGCUACAUACACUUUGAAAUAAAACAGCGAUGCUCCGGAUUCUGGAUGGUGAAACCUGAUCGUCAUUUCCUUCGCAUUUGGACUGUACCAUGGUGUGGAAAUAGCGUCUGCCUGCAAUUAGGCUGAUCGAGUGGCAUUUGGACAUAAUCGGUUAUUCCUCCGGCGGAUCAGCCUGUGAUUGUUCCUCCUCGUCAUCGCUAUCGAUUCCUCUCGUCUUACCUGCCUCCUGCUCUUCUCCCACCUCCUAUAUAGUCUGGCUCCCGCAAGGUUUGCGAUUUGCUGGUCUGUACGUCAGCGACGUCCGGGUGCUCCAAAAUCGGAGGCGCAGUACGUAACGAGGUGGAUCGAACGUGUAUUGGUCCCAGAAGCAAGUGGCCGAGGUGGCAUCAGGAUACAGCGCGCGUGCAGUGGAAGCCUAGCCGACUCUGCCGGUUCAUUGAGACGGUGCCGUGUGACACGUCCACACUUCCAGUCUUCAGUAACAGGUCUCUCUCGAUGUAGGCGCUCUACCAACUUUUGCAACCAUGGUUUAUCCUCUCUUCAGGUGCCCAAAUCCAGUUUCACACGUCGGUGUGAUUUUCACCGUUUCUAUCUUAGCUUUCAGCUUGAUAAAUGUUGUUUUUUCAUCGAAUUCUGGUAGAGGACAUGAGUUCAUCUUCGCUUUCCCAACUAAUUUUCACGAGCCGAGCAGUACGUCCCCCAACUACAGACCGCACCUGACGUUAAGCGUUACCGCCUCCGAAGCAGGGGCAACAAACGUCAGCAUGCGAGUCGUUAACUUGGACUGGAGCCGGCAGCUUACCAUACCGGCACAGCACGUCGGUAUUACGGUCGAAUUACCUCCCGAAGCCCAGGCGAAGGGAUCCGGACUACAAAACACCACCGUCCUGGUGACUGCCAGUCGGAAUGUGACCGUGCUCGCGUUGUCAGAUAGUGGAGAGUCUACGGGUGGUUUUCUCGUGCGGUCCACUGACGCCCUGGGCACAGACUAUUUCGUGGUGUCAUACACCCCAAUCGUAGGGGAGUGGUCCGAGUUCACCGUUACAGCCACGGAGGACGACACCGUGGUUGACAUCAAUCUGAAGGCGCCCGUGAUGUUUGACGAUGAACCCUACGGCAGGGAGACAUUGCAGUUAUCCCUAAACCGUUUGCAAACCGCCCAGUUUCAGAGCACCCUCGAUUUGACCGGCUCACGAGUCAGCGCAACGCGACCGAUCUCGGUGGUAUCGGGGUCGUCAGCGUCCAACGUCCCCGCUGAAUUCGGUUCAGCUGGUCACGUGGUGGAGCAUCUCCCGCCGGUGGGUGCUUGGGGGACCGUGCACGCGCUCGCUCCCCUUCUCGGGAGGAGUUCCGGGUACAGAUGCGUGGUCGUCGCUGGCUGCCCCAUGACCAUGAUUCGAGGCUUCGGCGACCGAGUUGUACUCGCCUCGGCCGGAGAUUCAUUCGAGUGGGAUGCCUCGGCGGACCGCGUUGCAAUCGUAACGUCGUCGAAGCCAAUUCUCGUUGUGCAGUUCAGCAAGGGGUUGGAGGCUGACAAAAGUGUAGGUGUAGACCCGGGAAUGGGUGGUCCUGCCAUGUUCACCGUUCAACCCAUCGAUCUCGUCACCGGACCUGGUGCACUGCUUUCGACUCCUGCUCUACCUCCGGGGGCCAACCAUCACAUCUCUGUCACUGCCAUGUGCAAGGACAUAGCGGGGAUUAUGCUGAACAAUUCCCAAAUCGUCCCUGAUCACCAGUAUGAGUACGCGGAGUUGCCAGGCUUCUGUACCGUGGUAAAAAGGGUCCAGACGGCCGAUUCCAGCCCGGUCAUCUCCGUUCAGCAUACCUCUCCAUUGGGAGUUCUUCUCGCAGUAUCGGUGAUGGUUCAUGGAACCGGCUUCGAGGGUGCGUACGCGUUGUCGGCCAAUCUCGGCGCGGAGGUCUCACCCUGCGAAACCGCUGGCCCGGACGUGUGCUGCAACCUCGAGGAAAACUUCCAGCUGGUCUCCUCUCUGAGCUAUGACGAGGAGGGUUCCAUGCACAGCAGUGACUACGAACAGUACAAUUCCAUUCCAGAUCUCGCGAUCGCACUCAGAAUUGCUGACGAAGGUACAGCAACGGUCCAAUCUCUGGAAUUGACAACGGCGCACAAUGCACCUGAACCUACCGGCACAAAACUCUACCCAACUCCGCCACAAACAGUCGGUGGACGUCCAACAACCCAAGAAAUCACCGAAGAUGGUGAGAAUCCCACGUUCGCAACCGUAGAGGGCUUAACUGUAUCUGAUGCCGAGGUGACUUCGAGACCGACUAGAGCAUCAAUAGAUUCCUCAAGUCAACAACCUAUCACUUCACCUACUUUGAGCAUGCCAACCACGCAAGAAGCAUUAACAUCCACCGUCUCAACACCUUUGGAAUCGACCCAGAGUUCGGUGUCAUCCGCUUCGCCGUCUACAAGGCGAGCAACAGUGGCUGGCACGGACCAGCCAGGUGUCGGUACGGAUGUGCCUGAAUCGACAGGGUUGUUGCCCACCUUUGUCCGCACCAGCUGGAUUGAUUCCACGCCAUUGACCACCCAAACACACCUAUCGACAGGACCAUCAAUUAACGACACCCUUUCAACGUGGUUAGCUGCAACACUUCGUUCCACGAUAACGCCCACUACCAAAGAGCAAACCACGGAACCGGGAGUCGACACACGCUGUCCGACGUGCCAGACACCCUUCCGAAUUCUGCUUUAUGGCGGGGUAGCCAUGGCCACUUUUAUUCUUCUGUGCAUAAUCUUUUGCUGCCUGUACAUCAUGCGUUCGAAGCGGACUUCCAAGACAGCCAUAAUGAAACGCAACAGCCGGUGGGUGGCGUUCCCUGCGGCUGCUGUGUCAUUGGAUGAGUUGAAUCUAGGCCGCAUGAAACUCAAACCUGCCGCCGACGACGAGACGGGGGUGGGGAAUACCACGCCAGCACCGCCCAGUCUCACCGAGACGGAAGAUGUGAAAGUCGGUACGGGAGGAAAUCUGGUCACAAGUGGAAGGACCUUUAAGAACUCAUCCUCGUAAACAAUAAUCGAAUGCUUCCGACUGAUCGCGCAUCAACCGAUUCGGUAGUCAUGACAACUUAAACCACGCCCAUUUGCACCACCAUCAGUGGUUGCAAAAUACAAGUUUGCUAUGUGACGGGCGCGUACCGAGCGUGUAUCACGGGAUGGGACUUACAUACGUAUAGGCGGGUCUCAAUUCCAUUCCUUAAUAACAGAUCUCUCCCCGGUGACACAUGCUAUAAACUUGUAGAGGGUAUGGGAGUUUUGAGUGUGAUUUCUGGACUUUAAAAAAUGAUGUUAAAUGGACUACUUGAGUGGUAUGGUUAAGUCAAUGUAUAGGCGCCACGAUGCUUUAUCCAUACAGCAGUUUUUGCGGCGUAUACGCGUACUCAGCUUAGGAUUAGAACACCACUUGGCAACAUUGGUAAAGGAUCGACGCAGUGCUAUCACAAACCAUACAGAGAAAAAGUGAAAACAAGAGCAGUCAUUUUUGAAAUGCAUUCAGCCACAUAGGAUGCACGAUGUAACGUACGUGGAUAUUAAUAACGCGUGACGGAACUUCCCAUUUUGAAUUUGGUUUCCUUCCCACGUUCCAAGUGUGGAUCACAUUCACAGCCCCCAGGGGUCAGUUAGAUCGCUUGAAGUCGGCAAAAGACAGUGAGUAGCAAAGGCGACCGUUCAAAUUAAGCGCUUUACCUCUGAGAGUUAAUUCGAGGUCAAGUCUAAUUUAGCAUUGGCAAGUUCAUUGUUCAGAAACGCGUCAGUACAGUGUAGAAAGCUUGAUGUUAGUAGUUUUGUCAAAUUGUGCUGUUUUGAUAAAAAUUUUGGAAAAAGGGAAAUGGUGAGCGAUAUUAAGACGGCAUUAAGAUGGCACUUGUACAAAACAUUUGUAAUUCUCUCUAGCUACUCUGCAAGGGCAAAGAGCGCUUAAUGAAAUUGGGAAAAAAUCGCAGAAAAGCAAAAUAUUACAGAUGCAAUUCGUGAAGAAAUCUUGGUAGGAGAGUGUGCCCAAAAGCAGAAUCUGCCUUUUUGCUAUUUCCAAAGACUGAAACUUCACUGGAUUCGUCUACCGGUUUGACAAGUCCAUUAGAGUAAAAUUAAUUUAAUUGAACAGACCCGAGCUUCCACUUGACUGAUUUCUUUGUUCAAACUCAUUUAAUAAGCAAAUCCCUCUAACCGUCUGUUUUCAGUGCAAAAAAGGAAGAACGUUCCUCUUAAUCACGUUCCUCUUUCUGCCAUGCAGGGUAUGUAUAGUCGGGGGGGGGGGAACUACCGUGAAUCACGCUGCAAUUUAUCCGUAGGGGCGUUGCGAGGGGGAGGGGCGCUUCUCCCCGGAUAAUUAAUUUGGAAUAUCAAGAAAAAGUAGCGAAAAAUGUGAAAGAAAUGAAAAAAAAAAGGAUGAAAGUCACCAAUUUUCUUCAGAAAUAAUCUCAAAAUUGACCCCCCAGCCGUUAAUUGUUCAUCACUUUUCAGCUGAUGAUGCUUUACCCCUCCCCUGAAAAAGUGGUCCCCUCAAAAGAAAACCCUGGUGACGUCAAUGCUUAUCCGCCCCAUGAGCUCGGAAAGGGGUUGAAGUAGCAGAUUGUGGUUGACCAUAAGUGUAUGAAUUAAAUUAAUUAUCCAUACAUAGAUAUCCAUACACACGCACUUACUUUGAAUUUUUCUGGAAGGCAGGCUGGUUUUAAUGAGCUUAUUGUAGAUUAUACACAUUGUACUUGUUUUAAUGGAAAACGUGAUUUUUUAAAGUACGGUAUUAUCUUUUUUAUCUUGACCACCGCUGGACGGCUAUUUUUUACAGUUUGAAUUGCAAUACGGGCGUUUCACGAUAGUGCGCCUCCAAGAGUUUACAACGGGUUGGUCAAU